Messenger RNA from Trichomonas vaginalis G3, 1239 nucleotides. RefSeq names its product protein ubiquitination. The record is from RefSeq and is a predicted model, not a curated record. The transcript has a single exon. Gene Ontology annotation, molecular function: protein binding. Lineage: Eukaryota; Parabasalia; Trichomonadida; Trichomonadidae. Bases 1 to 1239 code for a protein of 412 amino acids.
AUGGAAGAAGAACAAAAGUCGGAAGAAAAUUUUAAACAAAAACGUGACAUUUCUUCCUACCUUCAAUUUGAAUUCUUCAGUUUUAAUUUUGCCAUGUGCAACAAAUGGGAUCCAACAUGCUUCAAUGCUAUUUUGAAGGAUGACAUCCUUGCACUUGACAAAAUAAGUGAUCUAGAAAAUACACAAGUGAAAUUAUUUUUUGAUAUCCCUUACAUCAACUCAUUAAGGAAAGAAAAGUUUAUCAUUGAUGUUAAUAGCUCAUAUAUAUUACAUGCUGCUGCAUUCCAUGAUUCAUUAGACAUCCUUAUUUAUUUACAUCGUGUAAAAAAUGUAAAAUUAAACAAAGAAGAUAUGAAUAAUCUCAUGCCAUUGCAUUUUGCUUGUGCAAACAAUUCUAUCGAAUGCGCAUUAUACAUAAUAAAUCAUCUCUCAUUACAAGAAAUUAAUGCAGAACGUUCUGACCAUAAAUAUUUCUUUUAUGCAUGCAAUUCUAACGCAUAUACAAUAAUCAGCGCCUUGAUUUCUAAAGGAUAUGAUGUUUCCCCAUUUUCAAAUCAUCAAAUCACCGAAUCACUAUCAGCUGCAUGCCAAAGGAACUAUAUUAAACCAGUUAUAGAAAUACUUACACAUCAAGACCAAUUAAGAGGACUAAAUUCCAAUCCAUUAUUAGUUGCAAUCGCACACGAGAAUUACGACAUUGUUGAAUUCUUAAUCAACAAUGGAUACGCAGCUGAUGAGUUUUCUAAUAAUACUCUACCUUUAUUUAAGGCAUUAGAUCCAUAUAAACCAAAUAUGAAAAUUGUUGAUUUAAUAAUCAAAAAUUCUUCAGUUUUUGACUUUCAUACUAACGUGUUUCGUAAAAGCACAGUGCAUUAUAUCUGUUCUUCCAUGAAUACUGAUAUUGCAAAAGAAUUAUUAAAACAUAGAAUAGAUGUCAAUAGAUUAGAUGAACAAAGGAUGCCAGGGCCUACAUAUUUAUCCAGUAGAGAUCCACACAUAGCCAUAGAAAUUCUGAAUUUGCUUUAUGAAAAUGGUUAUGAUAUUAAUUUGAAAGCUGACUACGAUGAGAAGCCAAUUAUAUACGUUUUUUGCAUGAAAUGUGGUUCGUAUGAUCAUAUCAUUGCAUGGUUUAUUAAACAUGGCGCAAAUUUAGAUGAGAUUUAUCAAAUGAGACCUGUUAGAUAUUAUAUCAGGGAAAUUGCUAGGAAUUUGAAAGAAAAAUACGGUAUUGAUAUUUAA